Myzus persicae (green peach aphid) is the source of this 393-nucleotide messenger RNA. RefSeq lists its product as uncharacterized. The record is from RefSeq and is a predicted model, not a curated record. The coding region runs from base 1 to 393 and encodes 130 amino acids. Gene Ontology annotation, molecular function: protein dimerization activity. The transcript has a single exon. NCBI's taxonomy places the organism in Eukaryota, Metazoa, Arthropoda, Insecta, Hemiptera, Aphididae.
AUGUUGAAUUGGGGGGGCUGGGGAAAUGUACCUGAAAUAGUUGAAGAAAUUAAAGAUUUCAAACAUGCAGCUUUAUCAAUUUUGCCAAGUAUUGAAUCAGUUACGUUUUUGGAUUUAUUACAAAUGAUUCACGAUUAUAAGCUUAAAGAAUCGUAUUUAAAUAUUGAAAUUGCUAUAAGGAUUUUUCUCUCAAUGCCCGUUACAACAGCUUCAUGUGAAAGGAGUUUCAGCAAACUUAAAUUGAUAAAAACAUACUUAAGAUCUACAAUGGCUCAAGAGAGAUUAUCAAGCAUGGCCAUACUUUCAAUAGAAACAGAAAUCGCUAGUAAAUUGGAUUACGAAGAAGUUAUUGACAAAUUUGCCGACACAAAAGCAAGGAAAAUAUCGUUAUAA